Ailuropoda melanoleuca (giant panda) is the source of this 1097-nucleotide messenger RNA. RefSeq names its product DnaJ heat shock protein family (Hsp40) member C17 (gene DNAJC17). Gene Ontology annotation, biological process: spliceosomal complex disassembly. Gene Ontology annotation, molecular function: RNA binding. Bases 108 to 1022 code for a protein of 304 amino acids. NCBI's taxonomy places the organism in Eukaryota, Metazoa, Chordata, Mammalia, Carnivora, Ursidae. Gene Ontology annotation, cellular component: spliceosomal complex. The record is from RefSeq and is a predicted model, not a curated record. The transcript is spliced from 11 exons.
CAGGGGGCUAAGCGCCAUUAGGCCGGUUGGGAUGAUAGUCCCCGGGAAAUCCUACGCACGCUUAGACUCUUGGGAGCUGUAGUACGAAUCCAGUCAGGGUUGGAACCAUGGCGGUGGCCAAGGACCUCUUACAGAUGGACCUGUACGCGCUGCUAGGUAUCGAGGAGAAAGCGGCGGACAAAGAGGUGAAGAAGGCAUAUAGGCAGAAGGCCCUCUCCUGCCACCCAGACAAAAAUCCGGAUAAUCCCAGAGCAGCUGAGCUUUUCCACCAGCUUUCUCAGGCCUUGGAGGUGCUGACCGAUGCUGCAGCCAGGGCUGCAUAUGACAAGGUCAGGAAAGCCAAGAAGCAGGCAGCAGAGAGGACCCAGAAACUUGAUGAGAGAAGGAAGAAAGUGAAGCUUGACCUGGAGGCCCGAGAGCGGCAGGCCCAGGCCCACGGUAGUGAGGAGGAGGAGGAGAGCCGGAGCACCAGGACGCUGGAGCAGGAGAUCGAACGCCUUCGAGAAGAGGGUUCCCGGCAGCUGGAGGAACAGCAGAGGCUGAUCCAGGAGCAGAUACGCCAGGAACGGGAGCAGAGGUUGAGAGGAAAGGCAGAAAAUCCUGAAGGCAGAGGAACCCCCAAGCUAAAGCUAAAAUGGAAGUGCAAGAAGGAAGAUGAGUCAAAAGGCGGCUACUCCAGAGAUAUUCUCCUACAGCUUUUCCAGAAGUAUGGAGAGGUGCUCAACCUGGUGCUUUCCAGUAAGAAGGCUGGCACUGCUGUGGUGGAGUUUGCAACUGUCAAGGCUGCGGAGCUGGCUGUCCAAAAUGAAGUGGGCCUGGUCGAUAACCCUCUGAAGAUUUCCUGGUUGGAGGGACGGCCCCCGGCUGUGGGGGACCCCAGCCACCCAGGACUGUCACAGGGCUCAGUGCUGUCCGAGAGGGACUAUGAGAGCCUCGUGAUGAUGCGCAUGCGCCAGGCGGCUGAGCGGCAGCAGCUGAUCGCCCAGAUGCAGCAGGAGGAUGCGGUGGGGCAGCCCACGUAGCCGCCCCCAGCCCACUGACCCACUGCCCUCUUCUUGAAUGUCACCAAUAAACCUUUUUUUUUUUUUUUUUUUUUU